GCAACCCUUCGAUCAGUGUGCCCAGACGUGCGAGCUCGGUUGGUAUUUACUGGCGUUGCGGCCGCGGUCAUACCGAGAUUUCAUUGAAAAAGUCGAAAAUAUUGUGUGGGUUUAAAAAACGCAAACGUCGCCGAAACGCGUAGCCCCAAAUGCACACGCCAGGUGCAAGGAUAAAGCCGUGAGGAUCGGGCACCCAAUCGGGUAGAUCGCGUUUGGUUAGCUUGUGGGGGAAAAUCGUACUAAAGUCACCACUACUACUACACACGGGCACCACCAGCAACACCAACAACAACAACGAGAACAGCAGCAGCAACAACAACAACAGCAAGAAGGAGAAGAGCUGAGAAGAGGAAGCAGAGGCAGCGCAGUCAGCAGCGCAGCGGCAGAGAGAAAAGAUGGCGACGAGAGGCAGUGGAACCCGUGUGCAAUCGCAGCCAAAGAUUUUCCCAUCGCUGCUUUCCAAGCUGCACGGCGCCAUCUCGGAAGCCUGCGUCUCGCAGCGUCUGUCCACCGACAAGAAGACGCUGGAGAAGACCUGGAAGCUGAUGGACAAGGUGGUCAAACUGUGCCAGCAGCCGAAGAUGAAUCUUAAGAAUAGUCCACCGUUUAUUUUGGACAUCCUGCCGGAUACGUACCAGCGCCUGAGAUUGAUCUACUCGAAGAACGAGGACCAGAUGCACCUGCUCCAUGCCAACGAGCACUUCAACGUGUUCAUCAACAACCUGAUGCGAAAGUGCAAGCAGGCCAUCAAGCUGUUCAAGGAGGGCAAGGAGAAGAUGUUCGACGAGAACUCCCACUACCGCCGCAAUCUCACCAAGCUCAGCCUGGUCUUCUCCCACAUGCUCAGCGAACUGAAGGCCAUAUUUCCCAACGGUGUCUUUGCCGGGGAUCAAUUUCGGAUCACCAAGGCGGAUGCGGCUGACUUUUGGAAGAGCAAUUUCGGUAACAGCACAUUGGUUCCCUGGAAGAUCUUCCGGCAGGAGCUGAACAAAGUACACCCCAUAAUCUCCGGCCUGGAGGCCAUGGCCCUAAAGACCACUAUCGAUCUUACCUGCAACGACUUCAUUUCCAACUUCGAGUUCGACGUCUUCACACGCCUCUUUCAGCCUUGGGUGACCCUGCUACGCAACUGGCAGAUUCUGGCCGUCACACAUCCGGGCUACGUGGCGUUUCUCACAUACGACGAGGUGAAGGCUCGCCUACAGCGCUACAUCCUCAAGGCGGGCAGCUACGUUUUCCGGCUCUCCUGCACACGAUUGGGCCAAUGGGCCAUCGGCUACGUAACUGCCGAGGGAGAGAUUCUGCAGACAAUCCCUCAGAACAAGUCGCUGUGCCAGGCGCUGCUCGAUGGCCAUCGAGAGGGCUUCUACUUGUACCCAGAUGGCCAAGCGUACAAUCCGGAUCUGUCGUCUGCCGUUCAAAGUCCCACCGAGGACCACAUAACCGUCACCCAAGAGCAAUACGAACUUUACUGUGAAAUGGGCAGCACCUUUCAGCUGUGCAAAAUCUGUGCGGAGAACGACAAAGAUAUCCGCAUCGAGCCAUGUGGCCACUUGUUGUGCACUCCCUGCCUCACCUCCUGGCAAGUGGAUUCUGAGGGACAGGGCUGCCCCUUCUGUCGGGCCGAAAUCAAGGGCACCGAACAGAUCGUUGUGGACGCUUUCGAUCCGCGCAAGCAACACAACCGGAACGUCACCAAUGGGCGACAGCAGCAGCAGGAAGAAGACGACACUGAGGACAUUGGCGACUUCAACAUAGCCACGUCAUCGCUGCACGCACUCAGCACCUCGUCCACGGUGGCGGCUGAGAAGCACAGUCCACACACGUCGCCACGCUUGGGACGCCGGAGCACUACGCCCAGCUUGAUGGCCGUGCAGAACGAUCUCUAUGCCGGCGGCACGCCCACCCUCAGCCUGCCUAGCAGCUCGUGCUCCUCGAUCGCCGCCGCCUCCACAUCCUCCUCCUCCUCUUUAGCAUCGGUGGCAACUGUGGCAGCCUCAGCAUCCUCCUCCCAGCACCAGCAACCGCAGCCCUCGGCUCCUCCUGCUUCGGCGGUGCUCAGCAAUGGAGGUGGUGGUGGUGGUGGCGUUGGUGGGGCCAGUUCCAGUCAGAAGAACACUAACCGGAUGAGUGCACCGCUUAUUGGCUCCUGUGUUGCCAACUCCACGUAUGGCCAGAAAUUGCCGCAGAACUGCAGCCACAGCAGCACCAGCAGCAGCAGCGACAAUGCCUCCAGCUCGAGUUCUUAUGCCAUCUUGCAGAAUCUCCAUGAUACGGGUACACCAGCAACGGCGGCAGCUGUGGUGGCUCCUCCCCUGCCACCCCGAAAGUCCUCACCUGGCGUGGAGACACCGAGCAAGGCCACGGCACCACCACCACCCAGCAGCAGCAAGAGUAUCGACAACAUUCAGUGCAGCUUGGACAAUGUGCCGCCGCAGACGACAGCUCCACCAAUUCCACCACAUGUCUCGCCGAGCGUGGACACCUUGGCCGAAGAUUUGAUGCGACAGCAGCUCAUAGCAACAAGUACCACAUCGCCGGUGCUCUCUCUCUUGGAUGAGGACAUCGUUGAGGUGGGUCCGGCGGAAACUAUAAGUGGGGUGAUCGAUACACGCCCGAUGGAGGCGCGCGGCGUGACCUUGAGCCGGCAGGACUCGGCAUCCUCCCACUACACGCAACUGUGCACCACCAGCAGUGGUGGCUCCGCUGCAGCACUGGUCAACGGAAAGAAGGCCAACUCGGCCAAGCAGAGCCAAGCGACAACGACGACAUCGGCGGCGGCGGCGGGCAAUGGGUCCAAUCCUGGCCAGCAAUCGCAGCCGCUGCUCUAUGCGAACGUGACGAUCAAUCAAAAAGACUGCGGCACCGUGCCCUACGAAAACAUUAACCUGGAGUACAUUGCCCGGCUGAUGAACGCGGGCUACUCCAAGGAGAACGCGAUCACCGCCCUAGGGAUUUCGCGCAACAACAUCGAGAUGGCCGGCGACAUCCUGCGCGAGUUUGUCUCCAAGAACAGCGCCUGAAGUGCCCAGCCGUCGGAUUGUUAAAUCGGAUGAUAGUCCUUAACCGAAAAAACAAAACAAAAUGAAAACAAUCACCAGUCGAACUUCUCUAGCUCAAACAUUUGAAUAUUGUUAUGAUAAUUAGGUUGUUUAACUUGCGAAAUUCAUAAAAUUAGAAUUUUAUAAUCGGUGAAAUUGUUUUCUAUUAAUGUAGUAAGUUUCUUUUAUUCGUGUUAAUCUAAAAUUACUUUUUAAUUUAUAUGUAGGCCAACAUUAAGAAACUAUGCAUAUGCUUUGUGUUUGUAGCAAACCCAAUUAGUUUUAAUGAUUUGAAUUAUGAUAAAAGUGAACAAGAAAUUUGUAUUAUUAAUUCCCAGAUUGUAGCGAACCCAUCGUUAAACGCUAGUGUUACUAAAUUAAAAACACAAAACCAAGUUGGAGAAGUUCGACCGUAAGGAAAAUACAAAAAAUUCGCAUUAGAAUCUAAAAGCAUGGUAAAUAUUUUCGAUUUAGGAGCACCAAACUCACACCUGUCCCACAAUUAGGCCAAGGACAUUCGAAUUAUUCUAGUGUCUUUGAUUAGGCUGGGCUAUGCGAUCCCAGGAGAUUGAGUCCUUGGAAUUCCCCACUUGGCGUAGCCAGCACAAGCAAUUCACGUUUCCCCGUUCGAAAAUUUAAUAACAAAAAAAGAGAUUAAAAUAUUGCCAGUAAGGCGGAGAUGAAAUUUAAGCACAACCCUUGGAUAUCAAAUAUAGCUAUGUACACUUAAAUUAAGACUAUCUAACUUCUUCCUAUUAAGAGCAAACAAAUAUAUAAGAAAUUAUAACUCGUA
This is a messenger RNA of Drosophila simulans, 3834 nucleotides long. It is a transcript of the gene Cbl, whose product is annotated as E3 ubiquitin-protein ligase CBL-B-B. The transcript is spliced from 6 exons. Gene Ontology annotation, biological process: negative regulation of epidermal growth factor-activated receptor activity; cell surface receptor signaling pathway. Bases 396 to 3023 code for a protein of 875 amino acids. Gene Ontology annotation, molecular function: ubiquitin protein ligase activity; calcium ion binding; phosphotyrosine residue binding. Lineage: Eukaryota; Metazoa; Arthropoda; Insecta; Diptera; Drosophilidae. The record is from RefSeq and is a predicted model, not a curated record. Gene Ontology annotation, cellular component: membrane raft; plasma membrane.